Messenger RNA from Egretta garzetta (little egret), 1804 nucleotides. It is a transcript of the gene KCNAB1, whose product is annotated as potassium voltage-gated channel subfamily A member regulatory beta subunit 1. Gene Ontology annotation, biological process: negative regulation of delayed rectifier potassium channel activity; transmembrane transport; potassium ion transport. Gene Ontology annotation, cellular component: voltage-gated potassium channel complex; membrane; juxtaparanode region of axon. The record is from RefSeq and is a predicted model, not a curated record. Gene Ontology annotation, molecular function: potassium channel regulator activity; voltage-gated potassium channel activity; transmembrane transporter binding. Lineage: Eukaryota; Metazoa; Chordata; Aves; Pelecaniformes; Ardeidae.
UGUGGUCGGUGAAGCCACUGAUGCUCUGAGGUCGCAUCUGGCAGGAGCUGUGCUGCAAUUUGCUCGGGCGAGCCCAUGUUGCUGUGGGUUUGCCAUCGAGGUGAGCACACGUGUGGGUUUGCCAUCGAGGUGAGCACACGUGUGACUUCACCUGGAGCCCUCUGAUGUUUAGAGCGUUAGUGAGCUGGACCUUGUUUUCUGCUACUAUCCAUCUAAAGCCUUUAGUUUGUACAAGUCCAAUUUAGGUGCGCUGCUUUGCACUGUUUAUAUGUAGUUUUUUAAGAACUGUCCUCCUUAUUCAUUGCAAAACGAAGCCCGCUGGCAAGCGGGAAGCUGCUACAGAUGUUUCCAUGAGAAGGUUGCAGCUCUUCUUUCUGGUUAAGCUCCGCAGACACAUAUCUAAUUACAGCUUUGUGGCCGGCAUGAGGUUAUAGAGGGAGGAAAGUGCGUGCUGAAAAUCAGUUUAAAUGAUUUGAGGGCAGCGACUUAGUGCUGGGGGUGCUGCCUUCACACCGAGGCAGGACACAAAAUGCUGGCGGCACGCACGGGGACCGUGGGGAAUAAAAAUGCCGAGGAAGCCCUGAAGCUGAGGAAGCAGUCGGUGCUUUCCCUGGGGAGCAGGGAGAGAGCCCUGAAGAGCUCCUCAGAAAGCGGGAAGGAGGCCGAGCCCGGACAGCCGCAGCAGCGUGCCCGGCGGCUGGCUCUGCUGCGGGAGCUGGAGAUGAACUGGUACCUGCGGGUCUGCGAGCUCUCCCAUGAGUACACCAUCGCCUACACCACCGGGAUGCCCCACAGAAACCUUGGAAAAUCUGGGUUGAGAGUCUCGUGCCUGGGCUUGGGGACAUGGGUCACUUUUGGAGGCCAAAUCUCAGACGAGGUGGCUGAGCAGCUGAUGACCAUUGCCUACGAGAGCGGCGUCAACCUGUUUGACACAGCCGAGGUGUACGCGGCCGGCAAGGCUGAAGUCAUCCUGGGAAACAUCCUGAAGAAGAAGGGCUGGAGGAGGUCCAGUCUGGUUAUAACAACAAAACUGUACUGGGGUGGAAAAGCUGAAACAGAAAGAGGGCUUUCAAGAAAACACAUCAUUGAAGGGCUAAAGGCUUCUCUGCAGAGGCUGCAGCUGGAGUACGUGGAUGUCGUCUUUGCAAACCGGCCAGACAAUAAUACGCCCAUGGAAGAAAUUGUCCGAGCGAUGACACAUGUAAUAAAUCAAGGCAUGGCGAUGUACUGGGGAACAUCACGCUGGAGUGCUAUGGAGAUCAUGGAAGCCUACUCUGUAGCCAGGCAGUUUAACAUGAUACCACCUGUGUGCGAACAAGCUGAAUACCACCUUUUCCAAAGAGAGAAAGUGGAGGUUCAGCUGCCAGAAUUAUAUCAUAAAAUAGGGGUCGGAGCAAUGACAUGGUCUCCGCUAGCCUGUGGGAUCAUCUCAGGGAAAUACGGCAACGGGGUCCCUGAAACCUCAAGGGCUGCACUAAAGUGCUACCAGUGGCUGAAAGAGAAAAUCAUAAGCGAGGAAGGCAGAAAGCAGCAGGUGAAGCUGAAAGACCUGUCGCCCAUCGCCGAGCGCCUCGGCUGCACGCUGCCGCAGCUGGCCGUCGCAUGGUGCCUGAGAAAUGAGGGGGUGAGCUCCGUUCUUCUAGGAUCUUCUAACCCGGAGCAGCUGAUAGAGAACCUCGGAGCCAUACAGGUCCUUCCAAAGAUGACGUCCCAUAUUGUAAACGAAAUAGAUAAUAUUCUGGGAAACAAGCCCUACAGCAAGAAGGACUACAGAUCAUAAUGCGAUGCAUGACUUACCUGGACU